AUGUACAAGACAUUCAGAACAGCCGCAGCACCUGCUGUGCGGUGCGCCAGACAGCAACCUCGAGCUGGAGCUCGUUUCGUCAAUGCUCGCUAUCAAUCCACUACCUCCCAGACGGCCUCCUCUGGUAAUAGCCCUGCUCUAAUCGGCGGUCUUGCUGGCGGAGCUGUUGCCUUUGCCUCGGGAUAUGCAUGGUACCACUUCUCCGGAGCCAAGACGCUCGUGAAAACUAGCAAAGAAACGCAAGAGUACAUCAAAAAGGCCAAAGAAACCGUCGUACAAAACACACCAGAACCCAGUGAAGCGUUCCGCUGGUUGAGAGAUACAGUCAAAAGCUAUGCUGUCCUCAUCCCUGGCGCACGCGGCUACGUUGACACCGCAUUCGAUGACCUCGAAAAGAUCCGGAACAACCACCAAGAAGACUUUGACAAGAUCGUCAAGGACGCGUAUAAUGAGACGAGGGACAUUUUCAGUAAGGAAGGAUUCAACACCUCUUCAGCGUCCAAGGCUGCACAAGCCCUACAAAAAUAUCUGUCGCAGCUUUUCGACCUUGCUGGCGACGCUGCAAGUGACGUUCUGCAAAACCACCCUCAAUUGAAGGAGAAGGUCGGUGGCAGCUACGACCAGCUCAAGCAGAUGGGUGACGCGUAUGGCCCUAAAGCAAAAGAGGAAGUUGAUAAGACUUGGCAGCAAAUAUCCGACAUCAUUAAGGCCGGCGUGAGUGUCGAUUCAGCGGACAAGAUCAGGUCUCUCAUUCAAGAGAAGAAGGAGAAGCUUCAGAGCCUAGGAGAUGAGGCAUGGAAGAAGGGACUGGAGGAGAGUCAGAGCUACCUUGAGAAGAACCCCAAGCUCAAACAAUUGAUCGAAGAGAAUGCCGAUGCCUUGAAGAAGGGUAAUUUCAAGGAGUUGUGGGGCUUGCUUAAGGACAAGGUUCCUUCCGGAAAGACGGAGGAUGUGGAGAAAUACAUCAAGGAAAAGGUUGAUCAAGCAAAGAACACUGACUUUUCCGGAUUGGAUCAGUGGCUUAAUAAGCUACCCGGUGGUUCCGACUUGAUAUCACAACUACAAACGCUACAAAACACUGCCCAGAAGAAAGGCAGCGAGACAGAGGAUGUCCUCAAGGAGACUCUUGAAGAACUCCGUGACGUGUUGAAAAAGCGGAUGGAACAGGUGGAGAAGCUCGCCCAAGAGUGA
Molecule: messenger RNA, 1191 nt
Organism: Talaromyces amestolkiae
Lineage: Eukaryota; Fungi; Ascomycota; Eurotiomycetes; Eurotiales; Trichocomaceae
Exons: 1
Coding region: 1-1191 (396 amino acids)
Source: RefSeq, a predicted model, not a curated record